AGACAUUUUCUCUCUUUCUCUUUUUCAUCAAGGAGUAAUGAACACAAGAAAAUUGAUACAAUUAUUUAAAACAACAACUUUAACAGGAACGAGGGUAGCACCUGGUUAUCAUAGAAAUUACUUUGUACCAGCUACACGACACUUCUCGACCAGUUUGUCAUGGCGUAGUACUAUGGCUCAUGACAAAAAGUGUUGGCAGUGUCAAGCUACGAACAAGCCUUCUGCUCUGUUUUGCGAAAACAAAGUCUGCAAUGUCAUUCAGCCUAUUCCUGCUUCACUUGACUUUUUCCAUUUACUUCAGGCUGGUGAAGGCCAAGAAAAAAACAAACCCAAGUUUAAUAUUGAUUUGAAGGCACUCAAGAAACGAUUUUUAAUUUUGCAGCAAAAGGCGCAUCCAGACAGUUAUUCUCAAGCAGCCAAGCAAGAAUUAGACUAUGCUCACUUACAAUCUUCUAUUAUUAACAAGGCAUACAAUACAUUGAAAAAUCCUCUAAGCCGCGCUCAAUAUAUCCUUAAGCAACAAGGCAUUGAAGUCAGCGAAACAGACUCACUUAAUCAUCCAGAAUUACUUAUGGAAGUGAUGGAGCUUAGAGAGGAACUAGAUGAAGUUGGCUCAGAAGAAGAAUUAAAGUCUUUAAAACAAAGAAAUGAUGAAAAAUACCAGGAAACUGUAGAUAAAUUACAAGCUGCUUUUGAUCAACAAGAUUAUGAGAAAGCAAAAGAAUUAGCUACUGAACUGCAAUACUGGACAAGUAUCCAGACUGCUAUCCAUGAAUGGCAUCCUUAGAACAAAAAUAUUUGUAUAUGUGUGCGCUUUUGUUUUUUUAUGAUAAACUGCCGAAUUUUUUAUAUAUAAAGAACAAUGCAUUUUCGUCACUAAAAAGCCCACUAUUUUUAGUUUCUUAACAAAACAGCUUGAGAUGAUUGAAUUUCCCUAUUUAGCUCUUCAUGCUAAGAGUUCCACAAAGGAGUCUCCCUUUUUUUGGGUCUUUUUUUGUUGUAUUUAAAAGAAUCC
Gilbertella persicaria is the source of this 1015-nucleotide messenger RNA. RefSeq names its product Co-chaperone HscB, C-terminal oligomerization domain-containing protein. The coding region runs from base 38 to 787 and encodes 249 amino acids. The transcript is spliced from 4 exons. Gene Ontology annotation, cellular component: mitochondrion. The record is from RefSeq and is a predicted model, not a curated record. Gene Ontology annotation, biological process: [2Fe-2S] cluster assembly; protein complex oligomerization. Gene Ontology annotation, molecular function: protein-folding chaperone binding; ATPase activator activity. NCBI's taxonomy places the organism in Eukaryota, Fungi, Mucoromycota, Mucoromycetes, Mucorales, Choanephoraceae.